Pristis pectinata (smalltooth sawfish) is the source of this 10311-nucleotide messenger RNA. It is a transcript of the gene mlxip, whose product is annotated as MLX interacting protein. Gene Ontology annotation, molecular function: DNA-binding transcription factor activity, RNA polymerase II-specific; protein dimerization activity; RNA polymerase II cis-regulatory region sequence-specific DNA binding. The coding region runs from base 98 to 2857 and encodes 919 amino acids. The record is from RefSeq and is a predicted model, not a curated record. The transcript is spliced from 17 exons. Lineage: Eukaryota; Metazoa; Chordata; Chondrichthyes; Rhinopristiformes; Pristidae. Gene Ontology annotation, cellular component: nucleus. Gene Ontology annotation, biological process: regulation of transcription by RNA polymerase II.
AGCUGCCGAAUGAAGGGAACAGGGAAUGUGGCUGCGGAGAAAAAGUCGCCACUUGUUCGCCUCAUUUUCCAGCGGCAGGCUCCAUUAGAUCAGUAGGAUGGCCAAGGACGAGUUUUUACUGCGCUCAGCGAGGGCGCCGGUGAUUAUAAAGCAGGAGCCCGACGACGAUUCGGACGCGGACGAGCCGAAUUUGAAGAAGUCGGAUGAGCUUCAGAUCAUCCACAGCGGGCAUUUCAUGGUGUCGUCCCCGCACCGAGAGCACCCUCCCAAGAAAGGGUACGAUUUCGACACCGUCAAUAAGCAGACAUGUCAGACUUACUGCUUCGGACCGUACAGCACGUCGCAUCUGUCCAUCGACGCCUCGCUGACCAAGCUGUUCGAGUGCAUGACUCUGGCGUACAGUGGAAAAUUGGUUUCCCCUAAAUGGAAAAAUUUUAAAGGACUGAAACUUCUAUGGAGAGACAAGAUUCGACUAAACAAUGCUAUCUGGAGGGCAUGGUAUAUGCAAUAUGUCGAAAAACGAGAGAACCCAGUUUGUCAUUUUGUUACCCCAUUAGAUGGCACUAUUGAGUUUGAUGAACCUCGAAGACCUGAAGCAGCUACUGAAGGAAAAUUUUGGAAGAGGAGAAUUGAGAUUGUAAUAAGGGAGUAUCACAAAUGGCGCACAUACUUCAAGAAAAGGUUACAAAAGCACAAAGAUGAGGACCUUUCAAGUCUGAUUAAACUUUCUGGAUUUGAUGAUGGAUGCCCAGAAACCUGCUGUAUUUCAUUUCAAGAUGACGACUUGGCAUUGUGGCGUGCAAAAAGAAAAGGAAGUGAUACACCAGUUCCUAUGGAGGAAGACCAACUCUUGGAUAUGGACAUGUUAAUGUCUGAAUUCUCUGACACGCUUUUUUCAACUUUGUCUUCGCACCAUCCUGUUGCGUGGCCCAACCCAAGAGAGAUUGCACAUGCAGGAAAUGCAGAUAUGAUUCAGCCUGGAUUGAUCCCUCUUCAGCCCAAUCUAGAUUUUAUGGACACAUUUGAACCUUUCCAAGAUUUAUUUCCAACAACCCGCUUUCCAUCUUUGGCUGGCAGCCUCUUCUCAUCUCCUGUUCCUUCUGCCCCUUCUGUUGCUCCCCUAGGUGGCAGCAGCUCACCAUCACAGGAAGCCAUCCUGUCGACCAGCAAUCUAACUGGUACAAUCUCAGUUAAUAUUGAGGAGGACUUAAUUCCAUCCCCUGGUCCUUCAGUGAUGAGCCGUGUUGAUACCAGCAAUGACAGUAGUAAUUCAAAAUUUACAGCUUUUGUCGAAAACCAAGAGUUUCAACCUCAGACAGUAAUUAGCAACCAGGAGACAUUUUUACCACUGUUUUCAUCUGAUGUGCCGUCAUCUCAGACACCCCAAAUGCAGCAGCAAAAAACGGUCAAGUCUGAAGUGCCUCCCAGCAUGUCUCUGAACGCCCAGACAUUUAUAAGUCCAGGGAAUCAGAAGUUUACAAUUUCUGCUUCACCACCACCAGCGAUUACUCAUACUGCCUCAUCUACGUUUACGCAAAUACCUGCUGCUACUACAUUCACCCAAAACCAGAAUCUUCAUCUUGCCACAAAACAGCAAGGAGUGCCUUGUAAUGUUACUAUGCAGCCACCAAAAAAUCCUACACCUUUUGCUGUACCAACAGCUGGCCCUCUUGCAGGGCCUGGAAGUAGGCCUAAACAGCUGCAGAAAUUUGUGCCUGUAAAGUCAGAGCUAGUUCCAAUAGCACCUGCUGCUUCACCAAAUGCCUUCCUAACACAGUUGUUGGCACCAGGCUCCAGUGCAGUUCUUGUAACCUCAACCCAUUUGAAGGCUGAAGGAGUACUGACUUGUAGAGUUACCCAACCCAGUGUUGUUAUCACACCAGCUGCCAUUGCCACGGCCUCAGGUGUAACAGAUUUCCAUGGCAGUAUUUUAGUUGGCCCUGCACAACAACCAGGAGUGAUGAGCACAUCACGGCAGACUUCGCAGCAUGUUAAAUCAGCCAUGUCACAUUUGUUUGCUUCAAAUGUGGUCCCGAGUACAGUACGAUUACAGCCCAAAACGGAACAAAUUACACCUCCAACAAACAGGCAGGCACCUUCACCCACACCUACAAAUCGAGAGCGACAGAAUUCGGGCCAAGGGUCACCAGCUUCAUCAGAAAGAAUUCCCAGCCCACAGUCUCCCAUAAACAGUUCUGCAAAAUCUAAACCAGAGCAGCCAGUUGUAGUACUUAAGAAUCGAAGAAUGACCCAUAUUUCAGCAGAACAGAAAAGAAGAUUUAACAUCAAAAUGGGUUUUGAUACUCUUCAUAACCUGGUGACCACGUUAAAAUGUCAGUCUAACAUAAAGCCGAUUAGCAAUGCAGUCACCCUGCAGAAAACGGUGGAAUACAUAGCAAAACUGCAACAGGAGAGGGCACAGCUGCAGGAUGAAGCAAAACGUCUCAGGGAAGAAAUUGAAGAGCUUAAUGUUUCAAUCAGUAUCUGUCAACAGCAGCUUCCUGCUACUGGUGUCCCAAUAACACAGCAGCGAUUUGAUCACAUGCGGGAAAUGUUCGAUGAGUAUGUCAAAUCAAGAACACUUCAGAACUGGAAGUUCUGGAUUUUUAGCAUAAUCAUUAAACCUUUGUUUGACUCUUUUAAUACCAUGGUUACAAGCACAAGUGUAGAUGAUUUAUGCAAGUCAACGCUUUCCUGGGUGGAUCAACAUUGUUCUCUACCAGUUCUUCGACCGAUGGUACUGAGCACACUUCGUCAUCUUAGUACUACCACAUCCAUUUUGUCUGAUCCAACACUGAUACCUGAACAAGCAAUUCAAGCUGUCAAUCAAAUCAGUAAGAGCACUGGGGAAUCAUAGCAUCUACUCCUGAUGGGAUUCCCUGUGAAAUGUGGAAGUCUCAUGGUUGAAGAUAGUCCUUCUGGUGGAAAUGCGCAGAAUGCUUUUCAUCCCUCUCUUCCUCUUUGUGACUUUUGCACUUUAAACAUUAUGAAAGCUGUGAUCUGGAAAGUUGGGCAACCUAAAGUUUACUACUGGGUCUUAAACACUUGUUCUUCAUUAAGCUUUCUGAUUUAAUAAUAAUCCCAAUAAUUAACCGCAAAAGAUAAAUUCCAAAAUCAGUGAACCCAAUAUUACCUAUAAGUGUCGAUGUUUGCAUGCUAAAUUUCCUGUGUGAUACAUUACAUUUCCUUUUAACACAAGCAAUAUUUAGUCUCUUUUUUCUGCACUUAACAGAAUGUAUCAGUGUAGUGCAGAACUUCAGCCUGUGUCACUUGUAGCUCAUGGGGAAGGAAGAAGAGAGGAAAAAUGUUAAGUACAUUGCAAAUAAUGUAUGCCGGCUACUUUUAGCAUUGUUGGUUGUGAAGAUUAAGAAUAAGCUUAAUUAUUACUCUCUCAUUAAUUUACUUUCUUACUUUGUGCUUGCUUCCAAAUUUUUAAAUAUGAGUACUUAGAUUAAUUUUUAGCUUCAAACCUACGCUUUCUUGCAGUUGAUUUUACUUUCUUUUUUAAUAACAUGAGCAUAGGAAUGCAGUCUCCUAAAGAAAAAUCAGAAGGUUUGUCUGUUGGUAAUUCAACAUCCCUCUUCUGUGCAUUGGUCUCAUGAUCAAGAAGAAAGUAACACUCAGGUACAUAUAAACUGCAAAUGCUAUGAAUAGCAAUAAAAUGUUGUUUGUAGUAAAUGAAAGCCUCAAGUUAUAAAAUCCAUCUAUGUAGGUCUUUGUAAAUUGCUAUUAAAAUUAAUGUGUAAUUUAUUUAAGGGAAGUACCUCAAGAGUGAUACUUUUUGGAUACUUCCAACAAUGUUUUUAUUUUGAAACUCCAAUGCCUCAGUACUACCCUAUUGAUUAGUUCUUUCUUAGCAAGCUUUCUGAAAAACACGAAGAUUGUACUUAAAAAAACCAAAGACAAUACUUAGUUGGUGUAAAAACAUGUUUUUGCAUUGAGUUUCUAUUCUACCAGUGGACAGGCAUGAAUAACAUUAAAUAGAUAAUGUGUUAUUAAUAACGGUCAAUGCAUGGAUUCACCUUUUAUGUUAAAUGGGAGGGAAAAACAAGCACGUUUGUUAGAACAUUUCCAUUGUUGCCUAAAGAAAAAAAGAUCUUCCCUUUGCAGAAAAUUAAAUUGUUUUGUAAUGAUGUGACAGAAAGCAUUAAUUCUGUUGUGGUUAUAUGGGGCUACAGAAAACCAAGUGAUAUUCAAUGUAGAUUCUGUAAGCAAUUGGUGCAAAAUCUGAAACUUGAUUGGUGUACAUAAUUGUUUUAGGGUUCCAGACCUACCUACAGAUUGUUCUAUUUAGAACCAUGAUGUAUUAAAGCUUCAUUUAUAUUUUAUUAAAUAAAACAGAAACCAACUCUACAUUUGACCUUUCAUUUUAGUGGUCAUUUGAUUAAAUCUACAUAUACUUACAGUGGAUGCUGGAUUAUUCAUAAAAGAUUUAUGCUUUAAAACAUUUGUCUUUGCAUGCCUCUGAUGAUUUGUUCAGUCAAAAGGUCUGUUGUGGUAUUAAGCCUACAGACUAGGAAGGUCUUGGGGUUGUGGGGUGGCUGAUGUUAGCCAAGUCAUUUGUACAUUGCUGCAUUGAGUUGGAUGAUUUCAGUCAAGGCAACGGUGAAUUUGGUUCAGUGGGCUUUGGUGAUGAUUUAAAGACAAGGAAAAGUAAACCUGGUGUUCUUGAAUAGUGCCCAGUUCCCACUCCUUUAAGGGUAUGAAUGUUGAGUGACAAUUGGGAUCACGCUUGGCAUCUUUGUGGACCAUGCGUACUCUGUGCCCAAAUUCAUAUAUGAGGAAUAGUCAUUUGAGGUGGGUGCCAAAGUUAACUAUUACUAUGAAGCAGUGCCCUAACAUUACCUUUAGGGGAGCUAAGGACAUUAAAUAUAACUUUGAAGUGAUUCACAGUGCUAGAUUGCAAACUGUGAGAUUUUUAUGUUGCAUCUUAGAAGAAGGCUCUUCAGACCAUUUAUGUUUCUACAAGCUCUCAGAAAAAAACUAAACAAUUAUUCUUAUUCCCCUUUUCUUUCCCCAUGACCCUGCAACUUUUCCCUCUUCAGGUAUUUAUUCAAUUUCCUAUUGAAAGUUGUUGCUAAAUGUGCUUCCAUCAUCCUUUCCAAGGUGUUUAGUCACAUUCAUUGCAAUUUGUUGCCUUACAAGGAUAUUUCUUGUGUUGCCUGUUAUUCUUUUGCUAAUUACCUUAAAUCUUUGCCUUCUGUUUACUGACCAGUAGAAAUUCUCUCUCCUUGUUUACUCAGUCAAAAACAUUCACUAUUAUAUACACCUCUACACCUUUUUUUCAUACUCCACUCUGUUGUACAGCAAUAAAAACAGCUACAAAAUCUUGCAUUAAUAUGGUGCCAUUAACAUGGCUAACCCAUUCCAAAGCACUUCACGGGAGCCCCAUUAAACAAAAUUUGACACAAAGGUGUAAGAUAGUUCUUUGACCAAAUAAAUGGUAUCUAAGUUAUAAAGAGCAUCUUAAAAGGAGGAGAAAGGCAGAGUGGUUUAGUGAGGGAUUUUCAGAGUUUAGGACCUAGGUAGCUGAAUGUUUGGCUGAAAAUAGUGGAGAAAUUGGGUGAGCUCCAAAAUUAACCCUAAGAAGAACAGCACUAGUUUUGUUUUAAGACUCUCUACGUAGUUGGAGUCUUUCAUCCUGGUGCCAUUCUAGUCCAUUUCCUUUGCAAACUCCACAAAGAAUUGAUGCCCUUUCUAAAGUGUGGUCCCCGGAAUUAGAUACAGUACUCCAACUGACAACAAACCAAUAUUUUAUAGAUGUUCAGUGUAACAUUUUUUAUAUUAAGCCUCUUUAUAAAUCAAGAAUUCUAUGUGCCCAUUCAAUAGCCUUCUCAACCUGCCUUUCCUCCCCUAGUUUCUCCAAGUUUCUGCAUGUUCUUUCAAAUCGUAUCAUUGAGUUUUUAUUAUUACCUCCCCAAAUUCUUCCUAUCAUACUUUGCUGUGUUAGGUUGCAUCCGCUGUAUGUUUGUCCAUGUCACCAGUAUGUCCAUGUCCUCCCGAAAGCUGUUUCUAAUUGUCUUGCUGGUGUCAUUUGCAGACUUUGAAAGUGGAAGAGUACAUGAAAUACCUACACUUGCCUACAGUCUUGAAAUAACCAGACAGUGAUAUUUUACAGUAAUCCUUCAAACACCCAGGUAUUCAUUUCUGUCCGACAGUUUAGCCAUACUAAGUCGAAGUUUUAUUCACAAGUGAAAUUUCUGGCAAGUGACUCAUUUAAAACUAUUUGAAGAGUGUUUUUAAAAAAACAAGAUGCUUUGCUGUUUACGAUGAAUUCUACCUGGUUUCAUACUUAAUGAAAAUAUCAAUUGAAAGAUCAUUCUUUGAUGUUUUAUUCUUGAUUUUGCUAAACUUGUUUUCUAUACAACAUAUUUUUAGAAUUCUAACGGCAGAAAAGGAAGCCAUUUAGACCAUCAGGUCUGUGGCAGCUCCUAAAAGAGCAAUUCUGUCAGUCUCAUUCCCCCACUCCUCCUGCACUGCCCAGCAAAUUAUUCUCUCUCACUUUCUUGUUGAUGGCACUGGUUCAAUUUCUACAUCUUUAUGGGCAGUGAAUUCUGGAUCCUAAUCAUUUCCUGAGUUACAUUAAAAAAAAAUCAUCCCAUCCCCUUUGUUCCUUUUGCCCAGAAUUUUAAAUUCUUGUCCCUGGGUCCUUGAAGCAUUCACUAAAGGAAGGAGCUUCCCUUUAAUUAACCCUAAAACCAGCCAUGAUCUUGUACACUUCUGUUGAAAUUCCUCUCAACAUUUUUUUUUCUUAAAGGCUUCUCCAUCUAACCUUCUGGUAGAAAUCCCCCUUUUACCAAGAACUAUUUUAGUAAAUUUUUUUGCACCCCCUCUAGGAUCUUCACACACUGGUGGCCAUCAGAUUUUACACAAUACACCUGUUGUGAUCAAACUAUUCCAUCUCGGCUUUUCUGUUCUGUGUCUCUAUUUGUGAAUUCCAGAGACCAUAUACUUUUCUAAUUACUCUCAACACACCUUCCAUUUUCAAUGAUUUAUGGCCACACACACACAGGUCCUUUUGUUCCUGCACAUCCUUUACAAUUAUGCAGUUUAGUCCACAUCGUCUCUCCUUAUUCUUCUUGCCAAGUGUAUCAGGUCACACUUCCCUCUUUUUUAACUGCUGUGCUUGUCCGUUCAGAUGACCUGUUUACAUCUUGCAGUUAGUACUUUCCUCCUCAUGGUCUGCCACAAUUCCAAGCCCCUCCUCAUCAGAAAUUUUGAAAUUUUUUGUCCAAGUCAUUAAAUGUACAUCAGAAAAAAAACAGUGGUCCCAACACAAACCCUUUGAGGAGAUGGCCACCAUUUACCAUCUUCCAGUCUGAAAAACAAUUAUAUACCACUACUGUCUGCUUUCUCUUUUAAACCAAUUUCCUUUCCUUGCUGCUUGUGACUCUUUAAUUCAUGGACCUCAACUUUUAUUAAAUCCUUUUUGAAAAUCCAUGUAAAUGAUACUCCUUUCCUUGGUAAAGACUGAAAUAAAGUAGUUAUUUAGUAUUCCAGCUUUGCUGUCUGUCUCAUCGCAAAUAUCACAUUCUUUAUCCCCAAUUGGCCCCACCCCUACUCUUAAGACGAACUUACUAUUUGUAUAUCUGUGGAAGACUUUUGAGUUUCCUUUUGUGUUAGCUGCCAUUCUCUUCUGACACACUCCCUGCUUGUCAUUAUCAUUUUGCUUCCUCUCUCAACUUAGAUUAUUUGGCCUGGUUACCUCUGAACUUACUCACUUUGUGUGUCUUUCAGUGUCUUUUCCAUUGCCAUUGUCAUCCAGGGAUCUCUGGCUUUGGUUCACUUAUCUUUCCCCCUGGUGGGAGCACAUGAAUGACAUUUUCUCUUACAGGUUAUCCCAGCCAGCUCCCUUCUCAUCCCAUUGAAGUUGGGAUUUCUCCCUGCCCUGUCGAUUACUGAUCUAAACCUCACGGUCCAACGAUUAAUGCUCCUAGGUGUUCUCCCACUUGUUUUUCUGGCUGGACUCACUCUCUGGAUCCAGAUCCAACAAUGUUACCAUCCUCAUUGGGUCGGGAACAUACUAAUCAAAUCCAAGUUACACUGUUGCACUGAACGACACAGAAUCUACAUAGAAGGAAGAAGGCACUUGGACCACAUCAGUGUUUCUGUCUCACGCAAGCUUCCUCCAUUUCUUUUGACAACCAAGCCUUUCAGCUAAUCCUUCAGUUCCAUUUUCCUGCACGUGCUUUGCUAGCUUGCCUGGACAUACAUCAAUGCUAUGUGUCUCAACUACUCCUUGUGGUAGGGAGUUCAACAUUACUAUCGGUCCUUGGGUAAAGAAGCUUCUCCUGAAUUUCUUCUUGAAUAUAUUGAUAACCAUCUUACAUUUAUAACCUCUUCUUGUUCUUCACCACAUUUAGAAUUAUUUUCACUACAUUCAUCCUGCUUAACUCAAUGGCUUCAGUCAGGCCUCGCCUUAGCCUUUUUUAUUGGAGGAACAAACCCAGUCUUUUCUGAAAAGUGCCACUUUUCAUUUCUAGUUUGCAAAUAUCUGCACAUCUCCCUGUGCCUAUACACAUUGUUUCUAUGAAUAGGUGACUAGUGCUGUGCAUAGCUUUCAGAGGUUCAAAAUAAGUUCGCGCAAGUCAUAGGGUCAUAUAACACAGAAACAGGCCCUUUGGCCCACCAAGUCUGUGCUGACUGUCAGGUACCUAUUUUGCACUAAUCCCAUUUUAUUCUCCCCACAUUCCUAUCGACUCCUUCCUGAUUCUACCACUCAUCUAGAUAGUUUACUGUGGCCAAUUAACUUUCCAACCAGCACAUCUAUGGAAUGUGGGAGAAAACUUUGGUGCCUGGGGGAAACACAUGCAUUCACAGUGAUAAUGUACAAAGCCCACACCGUCAGCACUGGAGAUCAGUAGUGAACCCAGGUCACUGGAGCAGUGAGGCAACAGCUCUACGAGCUGCACCACUUUGCUUUUCAGUUAUAUUCUUCAAGGAAUGAGCCCCAGGGUUUUUAAUAAUAGAUUUAUUAAUAUGUGACACUGUUUUCAGUGAUAGGUUAUUGUAACCUAACCUCACUUAACACCUGUUGUCCAUUUAGACUUCUAAUGUGCAAGUUGUUGGUGGCUUAUUUUAUCCCUUUGAAAGCCACCAUCUUAAACCUUUAGGAGAGUGACUCCCACAUCCGUAUUCAAAUUAUUUCUUUUUAGUUUUAAACAUAAUAAUUUUAAAUGUAUUACCUUCAGUUGUAAAUUUUAAUAUGUUCUUGUUCUGGAUUUAAUAGGGGCAUCAAUGGUUCUUGUACCACUUUCCAUAUUUCUCCCCCAAGGUAAAGGUGAGAAAGCAAAUAACUACUUUCUGGAUGACAAAUAAAAUUUUCUUUUCCAGUUUUCCAGGAACUGCAAGGUGUUUCUGGUCACGUAAAGGAAAAUUGGGGAGAGGAUUUAGUCAGAGUGGAGUAGGCAGAUCACAGUGUUUAUUGAUCCUGGGAGUUAAAACUAGUAUUCUCUAGUUGAAAGUGCCAGUAAUCAGACUGACAUGAUGAUUUGGCGGAUGGGAGAUGAGGAGUAACAAAAUCAUGUGGUGUAAAAUCCAAUGGUAGAAUGUGUUUUAUUUUAAAUUAAAAUCUUGAGUCUUAUUUCUCCAUGUGUGCUUUAUUUUUAAAUUUGACAUCUUAAAUAUAUGUGUCAUCUUUUACCAUUGUGAGCAAUGUAUUUGAAUAUUUGGCCUUUGAUUAUGACUAAAUUAAGUAAUAAUUGACAUUCUCAAAUUCUGCAGAAGGAACUUGCUGGUGGGAAUGCAAGAUGAAUCCUUCGAGUUGCUGCUCUCAAUUGCAAUCUGCUAUGCAACAUAAUUAUUAACUUUAAUUGAAUGUAUUUUUUAAUCAAUACUUUAAGGGACAUUAAAAUUCUUUGUGUCAGGGUACCUACUGGUGUGUGAACCAUGUCUGUAAAAGGUAAUUUUCUGAGCUUAGAUCAUAAAAGUGAUAAUCAUUCAAUUGUUAGUAUUUUUUGCAGAAAAUUAAUGAAUAUACUAUCUGUACUGCUGCUCUGCAAAUUUGAAUUACUGAAAACAUCUAUCCCAAAUAGAUUGUGCAGCUGAUUUAUUUUUGUUGUAUUUGCUACAUGAUGUCAGAAAUCUAAUUAUGUAUUGGCAUAAUAUUAACUCACAGUUGAGUUUGAGUGUUGGUCACAUGAAUUAUACUUUUGAUGAUGUUACCUGUUGUAACUAUUUUGUUUGUACCUUAUUUGCAUAAAGUUGAAGCACUUGAAAUGUAAUGCUAACUGUAUAUUAAGUCUAUCUGUGCACAAUCUGUGAAAAUUGUUAUUUGUUUUCAUUGCAGGCCAGGAUCAUUAAAAUUUUGGG